AUGGUACUCAUGUCAGAACUCAUGCGAGUUCUCGUACCCACACUGUUACAGCACGACUCAACACUGCUGUCUUCCUUGAUCGAUCUGCAAAACCGUUCUGUAUACCAAGAGGUUGUCAAAUACCUCUACAGCACGGUGGACAUCGUCUUGCCAGCUGAUCUAUCGUUGCCUCCUCUGCUGGUAUCACCGAAAGUCAACGCUGUCCUCCGGACUGGCAGAUUGGGCCAAGUAACCAAGACUAUCCGGUUUCGACAUUCCUCAUCAUCGAAGAAAGACGUUCCAUCAGUACAAACUCGAUAUCUCCCCGAUACUGAUGGUGAGAAGAGGACUGCUGUCUGGACAUUGGCCGCUGAUAUCAUGCAACGUUGUCCCAAUGUUCGGACACUGGAGUGGGAGACGGAUUUUGGCAUAGGUGGAAGUUUAUGGGAUGCGAUCUCCUCUUUGAAUGAUCUGACGCAACUAUCAAUUCGCCACUCACCUUUACACCCCUCUCAAGAUCCAAACAGAAAUUCCACUGCGCAUUUCCCUCGCAUAGCUCCUCCUCUCCAACUGCUGAUUCCUCCCGGCUUAUCGCUGCAGCCAGAGGUGAAAGCUGAGGGUACCGAUACACCCCUGACGAGAGGAUCGGUCGUUGGCAAUGGUGGUUGGGGUUUAGGAAUAGGAUGGGAGAACUUGGAGGUUUUGAAGAUAGGACCGUUGAGUGAGACAGGUGCAAAAACGAUCGCGAAUCAUCUCACUUUGUUAUCAAUAAUCGGUUCUCUCGGCACAUUGAUUCAUGUCGAAUUAUCCACGACUGGAACGAGAUUGACUGCCGAGUGCCUUAAUACCAUUAUCACCGGUUGUGUCGUGUUAGAAAGUCUCAAACUGAGUGGUGUAGAUGGCCAUUUAAGCAAAGAUACCUGGUCAACGAUCACUGAGUGGCCAUCAAGCUUUGGAUCGCUGGAGAUAGUAGUUGCUGAGUACUCCAAGAAAUUCUCCUGGAUACUGGAUCAUCUCGAAAGUAUUCAUCAUGUACCUAUAUCUCAACUCAAACAUCUCGCCAUACGUCGCAGUGUUCAUCCGACGAAUCUUCUACCUUUUCCUCCACCUAACGCUGUUACAUAUCCGCCUUGUCGACCUGAUAUGGCGCUGCAAGCCAUCCCAGAUACACUCUUCAAUGCGAUCGUGGACAAGGGCAAGCAGCUGCGAUCAAUGUGUCUGACCUGGUGGGAGAUCACUCAAGGAGGAUUCACAACUAUAAUGUCGAAUUGUACGGAAUUGAGAACGUUGGAAAUAGCCUUGGCGGCUCCUCUCACACAGGUCUUGAACCUUCCAACCUCCUUUGCGAAACUUCCUAUGGAACGACUAUGCAACACGAGUGAUCCUGCGGUGUAUCCCGCUAACAUCACUGGCAAACUCAAGAUCGAUUACAUCAACAUUCCUGAGGGUUUCCCAACGGUCCUUCGCGACCAAAUUCUGGAGAGUGACCCGCAUCUGCCAGAUCCUCGAGAUCUGAAGAGAUUUUCCCGUCGGUUACCCAACUUGACCACUUUGGCUUGGGUAGGAAAGGGUGGUCGAGGCGAAUGGCACUUCACUCGCAAGUCCGCCCCAUCGAGUAUAGUCAAUAUCGACUUCAUACAUUCUGCUGUCAAAACUAAGGACAUAUGGCAACAAUGUCAGAAAGCUCCUCCACCGCUGUACGGUGAUGUUAUCGAAAAUCCAAGUUCAGGUGUUUCAUUAGAGAUCCCCUCUCUACCCUCGACACCUGCAAUUAUCGAUUCACCCAUUUCUAGGGUUUCAACGGUCAAUACGGAUACCUUGGUCAAGACUCCUAGCAUUCGAAGAGUCAGCUUAGCCGAGGUUGAGGCUAGUCUCGAAGAUCCUUCACCGUUCGAUGCCGAGGCAGUACUCGAAGUCCCUUCAACUGCUACGAAAACAUUCACCGGAAUACCCAAGAUUUCCCGAAACUCGAAAGCUUUGAGACCUAUACCAGCCACCUCUCCAAGUACUCCCAAUAAGAGUGGUCCAUCAGCAACGUUCUCUCCCAGAACCAGUCAACCGGUAAUCUCUGGAGCGAGGUCACCUCCGAGUUCGCCGCAUUCUUUCCAUCGUCGAGGGUCGAGCAGAAGCUGGCAUGGUGUCACUCGUAAGAACGCUGUUCCCGAACAAGAGUUGACCAACGCGCCUCGAAUCGUUCCUGGUUCUGGAGGUAGACAGUCUCUUCCUGUCGAAGCUAUCGGUGAGAGACUGAAGAAGGUUGUACCGAAGGAAAAGGUGGAGAAAAAGAAGAUUGAGGCCAGUCCGAAAUCGGAACAAUCGGGGUGGAUCGUUGUAGGUGCCGGGAAUGAUAAACCGAACAAAGGGGACAAGUCAAAGAAAGGCAUUUCUAAGAAAUCAAAACAUUGA
Kwoniella botswanensis is the source of this 2385-nucleotide messenger RNA. RefSeq lists its product as uncharacterized. NCBI's taxonomy places the organism in Eukaryota, Fungi, Basidiomycota, Tremellomycetes, Tremellales, Cryptococcaceae. The coding region runs from base 1 to 2385 and encodes 794 amino acids. The transcript is spliced from 9 exons. The record is from RefSeq and is a predicted model, not a curated record.